AUUGCUAGGCUGGGCAGAUUUUUCUAUGGAUUCUUCUGAUUCCCUCGUGACUCUCACAAGGAUGGAGCUUGGAGGUGCACACCCAAGUAACACUGGUGAUUGGUGUCUAUGAUAGGCUUCUCACGGCAGCCCUUAGAGGUAUCCAGAAAUGGAGAGAAAGAUAAGCAGAAUCUAUCUUGCUUCCAAACCCAGUGUAAUUCAUUUUUUACAAGUGUCUUGGGACAAAAUGCUAGGAUCUGGUUUUGUUAUUACACUUACCGAUGGUCAGUCAGCGUGGAUUGGAACAGUUUCUGAGUCUGAGAUUGGCCAAGAAGCAGAUGACAUGGCGAUGGAGAAAGAAAAAUACGUGGAUGAGCUAAGGAAAGCCCUAGUGUCAGGAGCUGACCCCGUGGAUGCAUACCAGUUUGACUUUUCCGAAGAGGACUGCUGUUUCUCCUGUGAGAAAACCCUGAAAGAUGUUUCAUUUAGACUUGGUUCCUUCAACCUAGAGAAAGUUGCAAACCCAGCUGAGGCCAUUAGAGAAUUUAUUUGUUACUGCUUGGACAGCAUCGCAGAAAACAAAGCCAAAAAUGAGCACCUGCAGAAAGAGAAUGAAAGACUCCUGAGAGACUGGAAUGCGGUCCAGGAACGAUUUGAAAAAUGUGUGAAUGCCAAAGAAGGCUUGGAGAUUGAUCUUUACAAGAGGUUUGUUCUGGUGUUGAAUGAGAAGAAAUCAAAGAUCAGAAGCUUGCAUAAAUUGUUAAAUGAAGUUCAAGAACUGGAAAAGAAUAUGCCGCAUGAAAGAGAAGCUACAGCCAGCUGUGAAAUCCCAGCUGCCCAAGAUCCCAUCUAUGAUGAAAGUACCGAUGAGGAAAGUGGAGACAGGUCUGAGGCCUCUGUGUCAGCUCCCGCCACUUUGAGCAAAGAAGACUCCAUUAUCUUGAGUCCUGAUGUCAUGGAUAUUGCUCCGAGUAGAAAGAGGAGGCAGUGGAUGCCCAAGGAUCUUGGGACAGAACCAAAAAUGGCUCUGCAGGGGAAUCAGCUUCAGGAAAUGAAAAAUGGAGCCAAAAUCUAUGAAGCUUUGGAGAAGUGCUGUUCCAUUGAGGACUAUGGAAUAAGAGUAAGUCAGAGAAGCCUGGCCAGAAGGAGGUUGUAUCUCAGUUUGGUUUUGAAGAUCCACAUGCUUCUGGGGUGGACACUGAAGACAGAUAAUAUGGAGACUAAUCGUUGAACCCAGUCUGCAGGCUUCCAGUAUUUCUUUUCACCACCUGGGGCAGCUACCAGCUUUAAGAGGCUGCAUUUUGCAGCCUGGCCGACAUGGAGGGAAGGUCACAUGACCAGGCCAGUGCCAGCAGCGUGUGAGGGAAAGGAGAUGUGCCCAUGUAGCGACUGGUCAGGCACUCCCAUGUCUCUCUCCCUGCAGCCCAGCCUCUAAGGAAAGCAUCCUGGGAGAAGACUGGGCACAGAGAUCGGAGGAAUCAUGGUCAUGGACGGUGUCGUGAAAGGGCAGCAUACCCACCAGGGACUGCUCAGCCCCCGGACUGUUGUGUGUGAGAGAAGUAAAUGUCUGUCUUCAUUGUAGCCAUGAUAUGUUUUGAAUCUCUUUGUUUGGGAUAUGCCCUAACUCAAAGGAAGAACUCUUUUAGUAGGGGAACACACUGCAUAUGUAAAAUCAUGGAGAAAGAGUCUGGAAGGCAGAGGACCAGUGUCCACAUUGUGCCAUACAUAGAAAUAGGAGUAUUAGGAAUACCUCUGGUAAGGUAGGCAGAAGUUACAUCCCGAGGCGACUUGCAUGCUAGGCUUAUUUAUUUAGGCCUCUUUGAUAAGUGCAACAAGGAACUAGUAAAAGGUCUUAAAGCAAAGAAUGGAAUAGUGAGCAGAGCUUCAGGAGAAAUUUCCUCUAAACCAUACAUUGCAUAGACAUAAAGUUUACUGAUAAGCCCUGAAGAUAGGAAGAUAGAGUAGUAAUCGUGGAAGUAUUUUCUGAAGAAUAGUGAUUGUAAUGCUAGUGUGAUUGUAAAGGAAAAGAUAGAUUGAGAAACACAUAACAUGGCCACCAAAGACUUGGGAGACCCAUCAGUUAUUGAAAGCAUUGGGGUAGGCAUGCUCUUUCCCAAAGCAAGUCAUCUGUCUUAACUUUGAAAUUCAGCCUACCGCAGAGGUUGGAUAAACAAACUUCGAUAGCCAUGGGAACUCACUUCUCCAAAGACUAGAAAAGUUUCCUUUUCUAUGUUGGUGUAUUUAUUGCUCAAGUAUACAGUGUGUAAUAUAUUAAUAUAGUAUUAUUCUACUUCAUUUUAUGUAUUUUAUAUUUACAAUGAAUUUAGCUUAUAAGUGAGCUCAUUACUUGGCAUGCUGUCCUCAAGUCAUCCUUUGAGAGAGUUCAUCCCUCUGGAAGGUGCACCAUGGCCUCCGGAAACUGCCCGAGGUAGGAUUUUUCCUUGGCACAAGGAACCAUUGUUUCUGGACAUGUAUUCUCACUGUAAUCUAAAAUCACGGAGCUUCGCUUGCUUGGGGAUAUAUGAUAUUCUGUUCAAGGGAUUACAGAGAAAAUCAACUUUUUCGCUGUCAAAAUCUAUCAAGGUUAUACUGCUGUUUUUAAAAAGUGUUUCCCCUAGGUCAUGGAUGUAUGACUUUUUAGAAAUUUCCCAAUAAUUGAGGAAAAGAUAUGAAUUGAAUUACCAAUUGAAUGGCAAACUAGUGAAGUAAUCAGAUGUUGGUAUAAAACCAAACAGUCUUAUAUAUCCCUACUUAAAGAAAAUCAUGAAAAAAUAAUUUCCUACUUAUUGAGGUUUAUUUUUGAUUAAGUAAUAAAUGAUGUCACAGAAGGCGUGGAAAUUGUUGAAGAGAACACAUUAUCUGUUCUCACCUGCAACUCCAGUUGCAAGUAGGCAACUGGAAAUCUCAUACAUCUGACUGAAUAAUAAGGUGCUCAUUCAAGUCAAAGUAUACUUUUGGAGUCCUUGCACAUAACCUAUUGGGAAUAUACAACAAUAAUUUCCAGAGAAGGAAAGCAAACAUAACAAAGGGAGGUAAACAGCAUUACAGGUCAUCACUUAGACUCUGACUGUUGGCCUCUCUUAUUUGCACCUUACUGUAGUGAUGUGCGUGGGGACCUCAUGCACAGCACAGAGUCAGAGAGGGCAGGUACCUUCCUUCCAGAAGGACAGUGUGGAGUUGGGGAACAGGACCGAUUAGCAAUUACAAUACAGUGUGCCAGUGAGGCUCUGUGAUACAGUAGUGGCUGGUGCCUUUGGAAUGUCUAAUAAAAAUGAACACUACAGGAAGGCACAGUGAGCAAAGAAAAAGGUAUUACCAAGGAUGGAUAUACACAUAAUGAGGAAGGCAUAUUACAUUUGAUGGAGUUUAGAAAUUUACUUCCAAAGUCUGGAAUUUGAUGUAAAUUGAUAGUUAUAAAAGAAAAGCCGGAUGCAUGGAUUAUAGGAAGUAUUCAAUAAUUAUCUAAUAAGUGGAUUUUUUUUUGAUGAGGGAAAGGAGAUAUUAAGUGGCUGUCGUCCAUCUGAAUCUUCCUUUUCUUAAGUGGUCUUACUGUGUACACAGUAAGUAAAGCCUGAAAUUCGAGUCAAAUGUAACUUCUCUCUUUCCCUCGGCCCCACAUUACAUUCAUCUGUUGGUCAUGCUUCCUGCUACUAAAAUACCACUGAGACUCUAAUCACUUAUUUGCCACUUCCUUGCAGUUGUUUUUCACUGCCACAAACUCAGCCAGAGCCGGAGUCUUCGCUCACCUGGACAACUGCAACCUUUGUGCUAUUGUCUCCCCAUUUUCUCUUCUUAACCUCUCAUUCAAGGGUGGAAAACUCAUGGCGUGCGUGCCGCAGUGGGCUGUUUGUUAUCACUGAAAGCCCCAAAGGUUCGCCAUCACUGCUCUGAUCCAUUGUCCACAGUGAACUUCUGAAAGCGGAUUUGGAGUAUAACUUUAUAUUUCACCUUAUCUCUCCUGAUUCCUAUCCCUUCCCUAGAAUACCUCAGUGUUUUCCCAUUAUAAUUAAAAUCUAAACUCAUUACCAUAUGCUAGUUGCUCUGAGUGACUUUCUGGAAACUAAUUGUGUGAUUUAUUCAUUUGUUUACAAAAAUACUGGAACUAGAGAUAUCAUGCUUACCAUGUGCAA
Molecule: messenger RNA, 4109 nt
Organism: Heterocephalus glaber (naked mole-rat)
Lineage: Eukaryota; Metazoa; Chordata; Mammalia; Rodentia; Bathyergidae
Source: RefSeq, a predicted model, not a curated record